This is a messenger RNA of Phytophthora sojae, 189 nucleotides long. RefSeq lists its product as hypothetical. The transcript has a single exon. The record is from RefSeq and is a predicted model, not a curated record. Lineage: Eukaryota; Oomycota; Peronosporomycetes; Peronosporales; Peronosporaceae. The annotation marks the transcript as partial.
UGGAUUGUCUGGCGCCAACUGGUCGGUCACCCCGCAAGUCGCAAGGAGAUCAUCUUCAAAGCCGGCACCAUGAUGUCCAUGGCCACUGGCCAAACAGUUGGUGGCGAGUGGUACCGCCGCUUCAUGGGGCGACACCUGAUGCUGGCAACCCGAACGUCUCAGGCGGUUGCAAAGCCCGCAACGCUGUGA